GGGCGGGCCGGCAGGGCGGGCAGCAGCCGCGGGCCGGGCCUCCCGCCUUGAGGGGGCCGCCGGGGCCAGUGGAGGCGGGGGCGCUGAGGGCGGGCUGCGGGAAGGCGUCCCAGCCGCCGGCCGGCAUGGGGGCCGGGGCGCUGGCCAUACGCCAAAGCAAAUCGGCUGUGAGAUUGAAGGAGGACAUGAAAAAGAUAGCCGCGCUUCCACUGAACAAGCAGAGGGACACGACCUGUCCAAAGGUGUUUGGUGUGAGUCUUCUGGAGCUCCAGCAGCAGGGGCUGAGCAAGAACGGCAUCCCAAUAGUUGUAUGGAAUAUAGUCGAAUACCUCACCCAGCAUGGUAUGACGCAGGAAGGCCUCUUCAGGGUAAACGGCAGCAUGAAAAUAGUAGAACAGUUGCGUCUGCAGUACGAGCGUGGAGAAGAGGUGGAACUUGUUAAAGAUGGUGAUGUGUAUUCAGCAGCCAGUCUGUUGAAAUUAUUUUUGAGAGAGCUGCCAGAUGGGAUUAUCACGUCUGCCUUACAUCCCAGGUUCAUUCAGCUUUACCAGGACACUAGAAAUGACACACAGAAGGAAAGUAACUUGAAAGAACUCCUUAAAGAACUGCCUGAUGCUCAUUACUGCCUGUUGAAGUAUCUGUGCCAGUUCCUGAUAAAGGUUGCUGAACAUCACGUAGAGAACAGGAUGAACCUUUGCAAUCUUGCCACUGUAUUUGGACCAAACUGCUUUCACGUGCCCUCUGGAUUUGAAGGUAUAAAAGAACAGGAGAUCUGCAACAAGAUAAUGACAAAAAUGCUGGAAAAUUACAAUACCUUGUUUGAAUUGGAAGGUUUGAAGAAGGAUGAAGAAAAGCCUGUGUGUGAAGAGCUAGCAAGAAUUAUUUUGGUAAAAAUGACAAAGUCCACAAUGGAAGGAUCCAGCCAAACGUGCCUAGUGCCACAACCAGGCCUGUCAGAUGGAAUACCUCAGCUCAGCCUCCGAUUAACAGACGGUGGUUCGUGUUGGAAGGAGAUGGAUUUAACAGAUGAAAUCUCCUUCAUUAACAGUGAUGCAUUUUUCUCCAGCUCCCAAGAAGAUGAGCGGCCUAUGUCACCCUUCUAUGUGAGUGCCCACGUAUCACAAGUCAGUAGCAACAUUCCUGCUACAGGAGAGUAUUUAGAGAAGACAAUCCGCUCAGCCGUGGAGCAGCAUCUCUUUGAUGUUCAUGGCUCAGGCGGCCAGAGUUCAGAGGACUCUGAAUCGGGAACAUCUUCAGCCUCUUCUAAUGUGUCUGCCAGGCAGAGGAGGCGACACCACAAAGAGCAGGAGGAAGCCCGGAGAAACAGAGACAUGGAAGUCGUCAACAAAGAAAACAUUCCCUCUGGAUUCAGCAAUCUUGAAGACUGUAUUCUAGCUGCUCAAGAAGUAGAAAAAUUGCAAGACAACAGCUCCGGAUAUCUUAGUGAAAGGAAUAAACCAAAACGGCAGAAAUCCAGCACCAAGCUGUCAGAGCUUAAUGACAACCAGGACAGUCCUGUGAGCAUGGAAAGCUUUAGCUCAUCCAGGCCUAUAGACAGAACGGGACCCGACGACAUGGAAAUUUUAUCUGAAGAAAGCAAAGAAAGUGAAAACGAUGAGGUUUUUUUCAGGCACUCUCAGUUGACUUCAAGUAUGAAGAUUCAAGAGCAUCCAAGCAUUCCUGAAAACAAGUUGCAAAGAAAUCAAGAUGCUGAUGAUCAGGAAAACAGCUUUGUGUCAGAAGUGCCUCGGCUGGAUUUGACAGCACUGUGUGAUGACAACAACUGGGAAGAGCCCAUCCCUGCUCUUUCCUCAUGGCAGCGAGACGGCUUAGACUCAGAUGAGGCUCGCCUUUCCCCGCAGGCCGGUCGCUUAAUUCGCCAGCUUCUGGAUGAGGACAGUGAUCCUAUGCUGUCCCCUCGCUUCUAUGCCUAUGGACAGAGCCAACAGUACCUGGAUGACACAGAAGUGCCUCCUUCCCCUCCCAAUUCUCAUUCCUUCAUGAGGAGGCGGAGUUCAUCUUUGGGAUCUUAUGAAGAUGACAGAGAGGACCUUACCCCUGCACAACUCACCCGGAGGAUUCAGGGACUGAAGAAAAAGAUCAGGAGAUUUGAGGACAAAUUCGAAGAGGAGAGGAAAUACAGACCUUCCCACAGCGACAAAGCAGCCAAUCCCGAAGUGCUCAAAUGGACAAAUGAUUUGGCCAAAUUCCGAAAGCAACUCAAAGAGUCAAAACUGAAGAUAUCGGAGGAAGACCUUGGCCCUGUUGUGCGUCAGCGGAGCAACACGCUCCCCAAGAGCUUCGGCUCUCAGCUCGAAAAGGACGAUGACAAGAAGCAAGACCUGUCAGAUAAAUCUGCCAAGCCUGCCGUGGAAGCAACCCUUGAUUCUAUCCAGAAGAAGCUUCAAGAAAAACGAACAGAGACAAAUCGACCUGAAGAUAUUAAGGACAUGACAAGAGAUCAGAUAGCAGCUGAAAAGGUGGCUCUUCAAAAAGCUUUGCUGUAUUACGAAAGCAUUCAUGGCAGACCGGUUACCAAAAAUGAACGACAGGUGAUGAAGCCAUUGUAUGACAGGUAUCGCUUGGUCAAGCAGAUCCUCUCCAGAGCCAACACCAUCCCUAUCAUCGGUUCCCCCUCCAGCAAGCGGAGAAGCCCUUUGCUGCAGCCAAUUAUCGAGGGCGAAACAGCUUCCUUCUUCAAGGAGAUAAAGGAGGAAGAGGAGGGGUCCGAGGAGGACAGCAACGUGAAGCCAGAUUUCACCAUUACCAUGAAAACAGAUUUCAACGUGCGUAGCUUCUUGGAUCAACUAGAAGAUGAUGCUGACGGCUUUGUUUCCCCGGUGGAUGAUAAGAUGCCAUCUAGGAGCAAUCAGGAUAUGGGGCUUUCAAAUCUUCAUGAAGCAUCCAUCCCUGAACUGUUAGAGCAGCUCCAAGAAGUCAGGGAAGAAAAAAAGCGAAUCAGAAAAAAAUUGAGAGACUUUGAAGAUAAUUUUUUCCGACAAAAUGGAAGGAACGUGCAAAAAGAAGACCGCACUCCUAUGGCUGAAGAAUACAACGAAUACAAGCAGAUUAAGGCCAAGCUGAGGCUGCUGGAGGUCCUGAUCAGUAAAAGAGAUAUUAGCUCCAAGAUCAUGUAAAGGAAGAGAUUGUUUUUGCCAGUAAACAAAGAAGAGAGAGCACCAAAUGGACAAAUGCGUGAAGUGGAUGCAGCGGGAGCCUGGCUGGGGAGGCUGAGGAGCUCCCUGGGAACUGAAAGGCCAUUCCCAGAGGCGGGAGGGGGAGGAAAGAUGACUUUCCAUCACUCUCUACACUUGCUGUUGCCCACUCGUUCUCCAGGCCUGAUGCCCGAAAUGGAGUUUGCCAGUGUAGGAGACAUGACACUGCGCUCAGUGACUGCACUGAAGGGAUCCUUCUGUUUUGAUUUGCUUACAUAUCCUGUAAUAUUUAGAAUAUCAAAGCCAGCCAUGCUAUUCUGUUUUCCUGGGAUAUCAUAGCAAGAGGCAAAGUAGGAUGACUAGUGAUUAAAUCAUCGAAUAGCUUCUACUUUAGUUUAACAGGCAAGUGCCCUGACUGGUCUCACGUGAAGGCACAGGUCAGAUAGCGCCAAGACUGUUCUCUUGCAGCUGCAGUAGAGAUUUGCUCAGACUUUUGGCCUGACUGUUUGGAGUCUAGCAUCUUCUGUUGCUCUAGAUAAAUGCCGUAAGAAUCUCUCAGUCAUUACCCAGAGCUGGUUUGAGUUACAGUUUUGCCCAGGCUUGAGUUGGGUUUUCUUCCCACUUUUUUGAUGGCCAAUUCAAUUGAAGUAGAAGAAAGUACCUACAUCUGUUUGGGAUAGCAAAGGAAAAUGAGCCGUGCAGCAAGGUUCUUUCCAGCUUGUUCUGCUUGGAAGGUGAUACUGUAACAUUAUGACCAUGUUUGGGCAACUGGGAAGAAAAGAGGUUUUAAAAGCUUUAAGUCAGAAUCCCUUGGGGUUUUGGUAGCUCAUCAGUUAAAUGUCUGGUGUCAAUAAAUCUGGAAGUUAUCUGGAAGACCCACCCCAUUAGUACGUGUGCUUCAUCAUCUGAUACAAAUGUAAGAGUCUGAGCUGAACAGCCCACGUGGCUGUCAUACAUACUCACUAGCCUAAAUUUUCUUCUUUUGUGUACGCUGACAGUCAGGCUUAUGUGGGCUGCAGCAAUGACACUGUGAUGGUGGCAUCAGAGGAUGGUCUUUUCUUCCCGGUGUGUAUAGGUGGUAUUUCAGCGCAGAGGAUGCUGCAGGGAACUGAAAGCCGAGAGCCGAGCUCUGCCUGUGGAAAGGGCCUGUGUCUCAGGUGCAAGCUUUGACAAGUCAGUGUUUUCAAAUUUGUUUAUGACUUUCAGAAAAGAAAGUCCUGGGACACCUGAUUCAGCUGCUGCCUGAAGGAGUGAAAGGCAGCACGUUCAGGAAUGCACCGGAUAGCUGAGGGCUCACAGUUCUGCAGUCCUGGGCCACCUGGGACUCCCACUCCAGGGUCUGGUGUGCGCCAGCUCGCGCUGCCCUGGGCCAGGGAUGAUGUCCCAGACCCUGGUGUCCCAGGGAAAGCAUUUCUGUAAUGCUUUCUUUUGCAUUGAUGCCCUGGGCAGCUGACGUGCAGAAGCCAAACGGCUGAGAUCAAAUGCAGUGCCAGCUGUCAGCGCCUCACGCAAGUCGCGCUGGAGGAGGCACGAAGAGGACCCCCAGAACAACUUCUUCCCCUUCCUUCUUUAUAUGGGCAAGUGGGCUCACAAGUAGAUACAUUUGGGUUGUGGUACUUAGACUUACCCCCUUCCACUUGCCAUUUGUGCUGUGUUAAUUCUUGCCAAAACUGAUGCUGAGGGUGUUUCCGUCACUUCAGGAUCCCAGAAACACUUCAAAGGCAACCUUCUCCUUUGCACAUGCCCGUUACUGGUCUGGAUGGGUAAGGCACCGAUGUGCGUGCGUUAGUGAAAGCACUUAGGAGGGGGGCUCCCAGGUGGCUGGGUUUUUUCACUGAUUGCAGAAUUGCCCUUUCUAUGUAAAGUCAGUGAAGACUGAACUUCAUUAUUUCCAAAGAGUCCAGAGGACUUGUGUGCUGACCCGGCCCUUGGCUCUUCAGAGAUGCUGAAUUUCCAUCGCUUGAGGGGUGUGGGGCUGUUCCUCUGCAAAACUCAGCCUUUGAAGGUGUUAACUGGGCUGACAAACGGGCUCAAAAACCGCUUUUGAAGAUGUUUGACUGGAAGGGAAGCCUGACCAGGGUAAACCCCUCUCUGAACACGGGGACAGCCCAGGGAAUGAGCGCUGUGCCUUCGUCCUGCAGCCGGCUCUUACGGGCUCUUCCUCUUAGAGCCCAGAGUCAGCUCUGGGCUAGUAAUUUUGGGUAUCGCAGCUGAGCCAAACCGUCUGCGGUGUCACUCUGCUAGUAGAAGUGUGGGGUCAGAAAGGAUGUUAGGUUACCAAAAAGUCCUUCACACUGGCUCGGUUUGGUGGUGUUCGGGCCCAGUUCAGCAAGGCAAAAAUGCGCGUGUGGGGAGCGUGUGCCUCGGGCUGGUCUGCCUUUGGGCUGUUGCUGAAUUACGAUGGCCUGGAGCUCGGGUGCUUUGCUGAAUUUGGGCCUGGACAUCGUCAUACGGACAGAGAAGCGGUUUCUGCCCUUUCUCCGCAGUCAAACACUUUUCCAGUGGGCCGAGGCUUCCCGGGGUAUGUUUUUCUCUGCUUAUUUUUAAAAGCCUGUUUGCACUGUGUACUGAUAAAUUAUCUGUUUUGCUGGGUUUUGCCCCUGACAAAUCUUGAUAAAUGAUAUGUAGGGAACAGUCCAUUUUAUUUUUAAACUGAUGAGAUUGUAGCAUUUUCUGAUGCUUAGUUAUCGCUGUUUACAUGGUAUAUUGCUAGAAUUUCAGAUAGUUUAUAUGAAAUGUAAGUACAAUUAUGCACUUUAGAGAGUUUAUAUUUUUGAACUUUGAAAGCUAAAAGUAACAAAACCUGUUAACUGAAAUUGUACAUUAAAAGAAAAAAGAAAAACCACACCUAGCCAUCUCUCUUUUUAAACUCUUCUUAAGUCUCUCCCUGUGGAAAAAAAAAAAAAAAAAAAAAAACAUCAUCCACCUAGUUGUGAAGGGAAGGGCUAGGAAAGGCCAUUGUGGAGAAGUGAAAUUUAAAAUUCCAGUCCUGGAAAGACAUGUACAAACGCUCAACUUUCUGUCCUCGGUUUGCAGAUGACUCCCCUCUCCCGAGCCUGCACAGGAGCGCGGCUCCAAGGCCUGAGCACUAAAAUGUUGUCUUUGUAUCUCCCACGGAUGAGUUGCCUCCUCACUAGCCACAAGUAGCCACGCUUCUCUGAGUCAAUCCCAGCAACGUCUGUGCGUUCUGUUUGACAAUUUGUCUCUGCCAACAUCGAUGAGUAUUGACUGGAGAACAUUAAAUACAAGACCGUGUUUUAAAAAGGUGUGAAGUACUGUACAAAAAUUGACUUUAUGUGGUAUAAAUAAGCUGUUUAGUAUGAGACAACCUGUUUCCAUGUCGCUAGAAGGAGCUGUCUGCUGCGGGGUGGCAGUAGGGGCUGUUGGGCCUCCCAUCCACUGGGGCCGGGUCGGACACGCGUGUCUGUGCGAUACCACCUUGCGGUUUAAUAAAUCAUUGUGGUUUAUUUAAAUGAUGGCGAUGAACGAGUUGUGGACAAAAUAAGACUGCAAGAGUUAAAGCUAGAGGAAAAACUUGUCAUUCUUACAAGUUGCAUUGGGUUUUAUUCUGUUUACUCCUGAGUAAACAGUCAAAUAAUGGAUGUUUAUGUUAAAGCCAGUGAAAUUAAAGCAUCUUAUCUUUUAAUCGCUCUG
Molecule: messenger RNA, 6809 nt
Organism: Chroicocephalus ridibundus (black-headed gull)
Lineage: Eukaryota; Metazoa; Chordata; Aves; Charadriiformes; Laridae
Gene: FAM13A
Product: family with sequence similarity 13 member A
Exons: 23
Coding region: 126-3137 (1003 amino acids)
Biological process (GO): signal transduction
Source: RefSeq, a predicted model, not a curated record